AUGCAUUACUCAACCGUCGCCACCUUCCUCACUCUAGCUGGUCUCUUUACCACCGGAUCAGCAUCGUGCUACGGCACUGGCGAGAUAGGCAACUAUGGCAAAAACCUCGAUGCAGUCAACGGCCUACAAACAGCUUGUUAUCUCCUGACUGGCACUUAUGUCGGGGGCGAGUCACGAAUGACCUGCGUCGAGGAGAGUGGUACCGGAGUCAAAUGGAGCUUUGAUUUGAAGCACAUCUCUGGUGGCUCUCGCUAUAUUGGGCUAAAUGAGUGCUUGAGCGGAAUGUCCAAGGAGGCUCAUGGCUGCUAUCGCGGUGGUGACUCCAAGUACUGGAACUGGGAAUACAAGGCCGACCCUAACACCGGCAGCUGCAAUGAGAUCCCCAUCUAG
Molecule: messenger RNA, 390 nt
Organism: Xylaria bambusicola
Lineage: Eukaryota; Fungi; Ascomycota; Sordariomycetes; Xylariales; Xylariaceae
Exons: 3
Coding region: 1-390 (129 amino acids)
Source: RefSeq, a predicted model, not a curated record